This is a messenger RNA of Cryphonectria parasitica EP155, 1038 nucleotides long. RefSeq lists its product as uncharacterized. NCBI's taxonomy places the organism in Eukaryota, Fungi, Ascomycota, Sordariomycetes, Diaporthales, Cryphonectriaceae. Bases 1 to 1038 code for a protein of 345 amino acids. The transcript is spliced from 5 exons. Gene Ontology annotation, molecular function: oxidoreductase activity. The record is from RefSeq and is a predicted model, not a curated record.
AUGGCGUGCUCGCCUGAAAAGGUGGCAGUGCGCAAGGACUAUAUCGAGCUGACGGAGGCGGAAAAGCUGGACUACACCAGCGCUGUGUCGUGCCUGAUGGCAUCACCAGCCCUUACACCCAUAUCCGAGGCUGCAGGCGUUCGGUCAAGAUACGAUGACUUUGUGGCCACUCAUGUAAACCAGACAGACUAUAUCCACAUCACUGGCAAUUUCGUGUACUGGCAUCGCAUGUUCAUUUGGAACUUCGAGAAGGCCCUGCGCGAUGAGUGUGGAUACACUGGCUACCUUCCAUACUGGAACUACGCAAAGACUUCAGAAGACCUUCUUGGUUCGCCCAUUUUUGAUGGAACCGCAACCUCCCAGAGCGGCAAUGGCAAUUAUCUGGCACACAAUGCGUCAGCAGGCCUUCCCAGUGGUCUCCUCAACAUCCCCGCUGGCUCAGGAGGCGGUUGUAUCGAGACAGGCCCCUACGCCGGCCUAGUAGCCAACAUCUCCGCCGUCGCCCCCGUCGACACCUACGAGAACGUCACCAUCGGCCCCUUCCUGAGCUACGAGCCCCGCUGCAUACACCGCGACAUCUCCAACCUGCUCGGCCAGAACUGGACCACGGACGCCCAGGUCGCCGACAUCCUGCUCAACCCGGCCUACCAGGCCGGCAUCGGCGAGUGGCAGACCCAGCUCCAGAACACGGGCACCGACACCGUGGGCUACUACGGCCUGCACGCCUACGGCCACAUGGUCAUCAACGGCGACCCCAGCACCGACUUUUACAACUCGCCCAACGAGCCCACCUUCUGGCUGCACCACGCCGCCGUCGACCGCCUGUUCGCCGCCUGGCAGAACCAGGCCGGCUUCGUCGAGGACCGCAUGUUCCAGAUCAACGGCACGCGCACCAUGGCCAACGACCCGCCUAGCGACGACGCCACCAUUGAGGAUCUCAUCGGCCUGGGCUGGGUGAGCGGCGAGUAUGAGGAGGGCAGUGCCAUCAAGAACUACGCGAGUAUCAUGGGCGGGCCAUUGUGCUACAUCUACGAGUAG